Oryzias latipes (Japanese medaka) is the source of this 2495-nucleotide messenger RNA. Its product is annotated as E3 ubiquitin-protein ligase rnf146-like. Gene Ontology annotation, molecular function: ubiquitin protein ligase activity; poly-ADP-D-ribose binding; zinc ion binding. Gene Ontology annotation, cellular component: nucleus; cytoplasm. Gene Ontology annotation, biological process: Wnt signaling pathway; ubiquitin-dependent protein catabolic process. The record is from RefSeq and is a predicted model, not a curated record. Lineage: Eukaryota; Metazoa; Chordata; Actinopteri; Beloniformes; Adrianichthyidae.
CAGAUCCUCUGUCGGAAGAAAACAAAGCCAGUUAACAUUGGAAUUCGAUGUACUAGCAUUGGAAAUCUCUACGACGGUACGAUUUACAAUAUUAAACGACAUAAGAUAAGCCAUUUUUAGAGUGAAAAAUUGGACGAUCUUAAAGCUCUACUCAUGAUUCAUCAAUAUUGAAGCAUCUUUGACACUUCAUAAGGAUGGCUAGUUGUGGAGAGGUUGACCACUCUGUUAACUCACUUCCAUCCAGUAAGAAGGGCAGCAGCAGUGGUGGUGGAAGUGGCAGCAGUGCAGAAUCAUCGUGUUCUGGCUCCACCAACCCGUCCCCGGCGCUUUCCGUCCCAGAGUGUGCCAUUUGUCUGCAGAGCUGUGUCCACCCUGUCCAGCUACCAUGCCAACACAUCUUCUGUUUCCUGUGCGCAAAGGGUGCAUCUUGGCAGAGCAAACGCUGUGCUCUCUGCAGACAGGAAGUACCAGAAGACUUCCUGGAAAGGCCUACACUUCUCUCUCCAGAGGAGCUGAAAGCGUCGGCUGGCGGUCGGGGUGGGGCAUCGAGCGAUCAUGCUUGGUAUUAUGAGGGCCGUAAUGGUUGGUGGCAAUAUGAUGAGCGCACCAGCCGUGAGCUGGAGGACGCUUUCUCUAAAGGCAAGAAGACGGCAGAGAUGUUGAUCGCCGGCUUUCUGUAUGUAGCUGACUUGGAGAACAUGGUGCAAUACAGGCGCAAUGAGCACGGCCGGAGACGCAAAAUGAAGAGGGAUGUUUUAGAUAUCCCUAAAAAGGGAGUGGCUGGGCUGCGAUUGGACACAGAGGGGGUAAGUGGAGCCAUGGGGGUGGCAAAUCGAGAGAACUCUGCUGAUGGAGCCGACAUCACAAUAACAGGCUUACAGCAGCCGAUUACAGGAAUCCCUUUUAUUGCCACAGCCCCCUCAGCUCCUGCCCGGCCUCCCACCUCCCUCGGGGCUCAGGCUGACCCCAGUAUUAGCUCUGCUUUGGAAGAGACACUUUCCCAGUUGCACAUCAGUCCCAGGCCAACCCCCUCUCAUGAGCGAUCUGAAGCCGGGGAAGGAGAAGAAGAAGAGGAGGAGGAAACGACAACGUCCAGGUCUUCUGGUCCUCCCAACUUUGUGGAUCAGUCUGGCUCCGGAGAUUUGAGUAAUGACGAAGAGGAAGAGGAAUAUGGUGAGAGUGUGGGGCCCCGGGGCGACCAGCCUUGGAGACAAAGACUUUCUCCAGAGGAUGGAGAAGCUCCUCGAUCAGAGUCUGCCUCUUCUUCAUCCAGUAACAGCGAAAGGUCAAGAAUGCCUGAUGGCCAGUGUACAAAAUUGUAAAUAAUACCACCCAAUGCUAAAUGGUUAUGUUCCUGUUCCAUUAGUUUAUUUCCCACUUCAUGCCGCUUGUCCUUGGUUACAAAUCUAACAGGGAUGAAUGGUUUGGUACAGAAGAAUUGAGAUAAAGGGUUUUGUUUUUUUUCAUAGUCUGUGAACCUCUGGACUGUGAGUUUCAUUCUAAAUCUAUUUUAGCAUCACUGAAAUGAAGGUAAAGCUGAGGAAAGUGAUUUAAAAUAUUAAAACAUUCAUUCUCUUGUGUCACAGCAAGCUGUUAUAUUGAUAUUUAUUAUUUAAAGAAAACAAAACUGAGAGCUUUUAGUUCUCUUGGUCACAUCUGUGACUUGACACAACAGAAGGCAUGAUGGGAAGUUUAUUUCUGGAAAUGGAACAGAGUCAUUUGAAUGAAUGGCUGCAUUGUAAACGUGUACAAUUUAACUCUCUCAGCUAACAUAGCACGCAGAAACAGACUCAUCCCAGCUUAAGUCAUCUCACCACUCUUACUAAUGAUUUCAUCCUUGAAAACUUCAAACCUUUCUUUAAAAAAAAUCUGAAACUGUCAAUCUUUGAACAUGUUUUAUUUUGGAGCUGGUUGUGUUUUGAUGGAAAUGUUUAAGUGGUUUAGCACAGAUGGAGAAAAAAUGACAUGUGGGUGUUUUUAGAUUGAACUCAGAAGGAAACACACUGUGUGGACCCUCUUUAAUUGGAAUUUAAGUAAACAUUUAGAAAAGGUUGAGAAUCAUGUUUAAUUGUUCACACUGGUACUACUAAUCCAACCUUUAAAAUCCAACCUUUAAAAUUUGCCUUUUAAUGUGAUUCAUUCUUGUUUUUUCCUUUCAACGCUGAAUCGCCUGUAGCUUCGGUGAAUCUUUGGAAGAGCUUUUGGAGUUUUGUGAUUUGUGCGUGUUUGAAGAGAGAGUUAUUUAACAACUGCUAGCUGGCAGGACUUUCGGCUUUCAUGUCCUUCGGGUUUAGUUUGACUAAAUAUUUGUAUUUCAUUUGCAAAUUGGUUUUACGUCCUGUCAUGGCUGAUGUCUGAAGGAGGUGACCAACAGUGAUAUGCCAUUGGUCUCGGCCAUUUUGCAAAAAAAAAAUCAAGUGGUUAUUUUUGUAAUUUGAAAUCAUCUGCUCAGUUUUAGAUUUUCCAUUCUGAAGAAUAAAGUUUGUGUAACGGUU